This is a messenger RNA of Aplosporella prunicola CBS 121167, 2643 nucleotides long. RefSeq lists its product as uncharacterized. NCBI's taxonomy places the organism in Eukaryota, Fungi, Ascomycota, Dothideomycetes, Botryosphaeriales, Aplosporellaceae. The coding region runs from base 274 to 2466 and encodes 730 amino acids. The record is from RefSeq and is a predicted model, not a curated record. Gene Ontology annotation, molecular function: ATP binding; protein kinase activity. Gene Ontology annotation, biological process: protein phosphorylation. The transcript is spliced from 2 exons.
CUUUGUUGCAUCAAGGACAUACCGUCACCAUUCCGAAAAAAUCGUAUUUGGUCCUACCACAUCUCCGGAGCUGUUGCAGGCCCCUAUUCGACAGUUCUACGACAGUACUCCAUUCUGAUUUGCGCGCUUAUGGUUGCUAAGUUUAGAAUUGGUCACGCGGGCUCAGCCCGAGGCUAAAUCUCAGCUGAGCUCGUCCUCUGUUCUCAGCCCGAUGAUGCUUCUUGCUUGUCCCACCCUCACCUCUCGCAAUGGAAACACGACUGUGAUUUCGUCAUGAGCGAAGAAAGUUCACAGGAUCCGACUGUUAGCGCGGGUAAACGGUUGGCAAGCUACUUUUCGCCAAUACCUCAAAAGUUCGAAGAUGUCCAGAUUCAAGACAUAACAAUUCUUCUCCGGGCCCAACAAGAAAGAUGGAGCCACUUUCCACGCACGUACAUCGUUCUCCGCAUUAUAAAUCGGCUUGAUUUACUUAACAACCUUCUCGAUGUCGGCUUCACCGACCACUGGUUUCCCGUUACUCCUCAAGCACUUCCACCGAAUCUACAGCCUUCGGUCCGUAGCGCGAUAGCCAAAGCCCAGUCAGCGGUUCUGACGCAAUCCGUCGAACUAGAGAAAGGCCCCAACGGAAGCCAUGGCCACUACCGUAAGGGCGAUGUUCUGCCUUUCCGAAUACUUGGAAAACUUGGUGGUGGCGCGUACGGGCAGGUUGAUCGCAUUCAGAGCUCCAUUAGUAUGAAGCAGUAUGCUCUAAAGAGGAUCCGCCGCCGCGCUAUCUACGGGAACAAGACUCGUGAAUCUCAUAAGAUGUUUAUCAGCGAGAUGAACAUAAUCAAAGAGCUCAAGCACCAUCAUAUGGUCGAGUUUGUCGGCAGCUAUACGGAUGCCACUUUCUUGGGGCUAAUUAUGGCUCCGGUGGCCGACAUGAAUCUUUCCGAAUUUCUUGACAAAACCUCGUCGACUGAUGUUUCGAAAGCUGCUAAAACAUCCAACAUCACUACUCUCAGAACCUUUUUUGGAUGCCUCGCUUCAGCGCUACAGUAUCUUCACGAUAAUUCGGUACGCCACAGGGACAUUAAGCCACAAAACAUCCUUGUUGAGUGCGGCAACGUAUUGUUCACUGAUUUCGGAUUAUCCAAGGAUUACUCUGGUGAAUCGGGAAGUACAACAUCGGGCAUCACUGCAAAUACGCCUCGUUAUGCGGCCCCUGAAGUAUCCAACUAUGACCCAAGGAACACCUCGGCAGAUGUUUGGUCGUUAGGUUGCGUAUUCCUUGAAAUGACCGCUGUCCUAAAGGGCUUCACAUUAGCAUUCUUGAAGGAAUUUUUUUCCGAACACGGCACAGAACAUACGCACUUUUGCUUCAAUCAACCCGCUACUGCUCAACUUAUAGAGAUACUGACAUAUCGGAACCAACACGACAAUAAGCCGGUCCGCAUCAUCAAAGACAUGUUGAAAGCCGAUCGUCACUCUCGACCUACAGCAGCUCAAGUGUUUUCCGCAUUCAUCACACUUGCACCAUUCGAUACCACUGAGCUCGUCACCUCGUUCUGUGGUAUCUGCUGUUUGGGAGAUGAAGAAUCGGAUUCGCACGAUAGCCUUUGCAACGACCUAGAUACGUCAAUGAGCGGUGAACAGCACGCUGAUGCACAACUGUCAAUGUCAGAAACCGUAAUAAAGGCUUCUACAGCCGAAACUGUUAUGAAGGCCUCGACAGUUGACGAUGUUUCCAAUAUUCCUGCAGAGGAAUCUGAUCCGGAAACCUCAACAGCUGAGCAUAUCCCGAAAUUAGAGGACUUCUCAUCAUCAUCAGAUGAAAGCCUCAUGGACACACACAGAACUGGACAGGUUCCGACGAUGGAAGUAUAUAAGGAUGUUUCCCCAAUCUCAACAGAUGACGAGUUAUCACAGACUUCGGCAGCGGGACAAAUUCCGAUGAUGGCAGUAUAUGAGGAUGUUUCCCCAAUCUCAACAGAUGACGAAUUAUCGCAAACCUCAAGACCCAAGAAAAAUUCACAGACUUCAAGUGAUAAGAGUAACUCCAAACAACUAGGAGAUACUAACAUUCAGCGGACAUCGGAAACUGGAACUCAUUUACAAACUCUAAAAUCUGGAAGUUCCCAACAAUUCUUAGGAAGUGUACCUGAUCCUUGGACGGCAAAAGCUGGGCCCUUGGAGUCAGCCCAAUCAAGUAAAACGCCAGAUCAUAACCAGAAAUCUUCUACUGAUUCUGACACUGGAAUCGAACCUGGGCAUGGCAAAACCAAAACCAUCGUAACGUUACGACCGAUAAGCCCUGAGGAAAUGGCAUUUCAGUAUCCUAGUUUAUUACCGUCAUCACCGUCUAACAGUUUUUCGGUAUCAGACCAGGGUGGUAAACGGUCCAGUCGGCACCGGACGGUGCUCCGGGCGAAAAGCGUACCGUCUAUCAAGGAUAAGAUAUAUUCGGCUAGGCGGGUCGCCAAAUAGAGGUACUACGCGCGAGUCUCCGCGCGUUCGACAAUUAGACCGUUUUAGUAGUGGUUCACACGAAAUAACGCGAUAGCAAAAGACCGAAAAUGACGAAGACUCCGAUAACAAAUCUUUCGUAGCCGGUAGACCAGAGGUUAUAAAUGUCGAGCUAAAACACAAUGUAAUAAAUCAUUG